Spirodela intermedia is the source of this 26226-nucleotide messenger RNA. The record is from the annotation of a GenBank genome assembly. NCBI's taxonomy places the organism in Eukaryota, Viridiplantae, Streptophyta, Magnoliopsida, Alismatales, Araceae.
AUGGAGGUGGGGCAUAUGUCAAGGAGCUUCAUCCUUAGGUCCGUGAGUAAAAGGAGGCUCUUCAUUACAUCCAGUAUGCUCUCAGGAUGUUGAUAUAGUAAUGUUACAUUUGAAAGCAAGUCUCUUUCUCGCACAUGUACGACCACUCGUUGCCCCACAGCUGGCUGGCCACCGGUGAUGUGGAAGGGGAGUGGCACACACAUGCCCCUAUCUAUCCAAGUCGCUCGAGCCCCUGCUCGUGGCUACUCCCUGACUACACUUCCGACCCGCUUGUGGGCCUGGCUGGCCAAUGGGUCCCCCAUUUUGUCUUUUUUUUAUUUUUUAUUUUUUUCUUCAUUUAUCUCAAAAGCAAUAUUAUAAAAAUCAUAUAAAUUUAUGUAAAAUCACAUAAUUAUCCAAAAAACCACAUUAACUAAUUGAAAAUCACUUUUCACACUUUAACAAUAAUAUAAGUCUAUUUAUCAUGAGUUAAGGCUAAAACUAUAUUAUUUACUAAUUAUUAACUCAUGAUAAUGAAGACUUAUCAAGGGCUCAACCCUCUCUAGUAUUGUCAAUCAGAUCAUCUUCUUCCUCUACUUCGCUUCCUGAUGCCGCUAGAGAAGGCUGAUCCUUCUGACGAUGGUUGGGCGGAAGCCCAACCGCUGACGCUCGGCAUUCCCGCCGAAGCGCUACCACUACGCACCCUGUGUGCCGGCUCUUGCAGCCUGCACACCCACUCGGCGCAUCGCCCAUGUGCUCCGAGGCAUGCUGCGCAGCUUGCUGUGCACGCUCGCUAACAUGCCCUUCGGCCCACCAGCGAACCCAACUGUUGUGCCAACUAUGCCAUGCCUUACGAUGAUGACUACUGCGACUCUUGACCAAGACCGACUGUCGAUGCUGAGCAUCACUCUUCACUAAACGUCUUCAUUAUCAUGAGUUAAUAGUUAGUAAAUAAUAUAGUUUUAGCCUUAACUCAUGAUAAAUAGACUUAUAUUUAUGUUAAAGUGUGAAAAGUGGUUUUUAAUUGAUUAACGUAAAAUUUUGGGUAAUUAUGUGAUUUUACAUGAAUUUAUAUAAUUUUUACAAUCUUACUUUUGAGAUAAAUAAAAUAAAAAAUAAAAAAUAAUAAUAAAAAAAAAAGAGGGGGACCCGUCAACCAGUCAUAGCCGUGAGCAAGGGCUCAAGCAACUUGGACCGAUAGGGGCAUGUGUGCGCCACUCCCCUUCCAUGUCACUAGUGGCCAACUGGUUGUGGGGCAAGGAGUGGUCGUACAUGCAAGAGAAGAGUAAUAAGUCUUCAUUAUCAUGAGUUAAUAAGUAAUAAAUAAUAUAGUUUUAGCCUUAACUCAUGAUAAAUAGACUUAUAUUUAUGUUAAAGUGUGAAAAUUAGUUUUCAAUUGAUUAACAUAAAUUUUUGGGUAAUUAUGUGAUUUUAUAUAAUUUUUACAGUCUUACUUUUGAGAUAAAUAAAGGAAAAAAAAUAAAAAUAAAAAUAUUACAAAAUGGGGGGACCUGCCGGCCAACCAGGCCCACAAGCGGGUUGGAAGCAUCAUAGUUAGGGAGUAGCCACGAGUAGGGGCUCAAGCAGCUUGAACUGAUGGGGGCAUGUGUGUGCUAAUCCCCUUCCACAUCAUUGGUGGCCAGCCGGCUGUGGGGCAAGGAGUGGUUGUACACAUGCGAGAAAAAGACUUUGCUUACGAAUGUAACAUUACUAUAUAUUCGCCUAAAAAUUUGACGCACAACCGAUGUGGGACUAAACCCAUCACCUUCCUUAGAAGAGGUGGGGGAAACUAGCAUGGGUUUGAAUCCUCUCAGAGCAAAAACUCAUAUUUUUAUCUGAUUAUCACGACUUUUUUACAGAUCGUCGGUGAAGGAUUAAGCAACCAGAAUCACUAGAUCAUCGACGAAAAUCUCAUCAACGUGAUUCUCAAAGCAUUGUUACUCAAAUUAUUGAAGGAUUCACGAUAAAAGGAUCGCGAAUCCAUCGAGUAAAUUAUCUUCGAUUGAUCGACAAACAAGCUGUCGUCGAAAAGAGGACGAUUCACCAGGAGACGAGUUGCCACCUCCUGAGAGCAUACUAGAUGCGAUGAAGAGCCUCCUCUUAUUACGCGGAUCUGAGAAUGAAGCUCCUUAACAUGCGCCCCACCUCCAUCAAGCUCCUCUCUAUUGGGUGACAGCCACUAGAGAGCCACAAAGUCGCUAUUUUUCUGCUCCACUAGGUGACAGCCGCCGAAGACAAUUCAACGACCCACUUCAUUGAUCUUUGGACUUUGUAAGGAGAUCUAGAGAUUGCCCAUGUCGUCCUUGUCCAAAGAAAGCCUUCGAGGCCGUGAACACUACACGACAAUCCUCCCGAACACUUAGGAUUCCAAUGCAUCACCGACGCAUCACUGUCACAACGUCAGAAUUUUGUUUUCCUACUUUCAACUUAUUUUACGCUUCAUUUAAUGAUAAUCUUUAUAAUUUUAAUUUGCCAAAAUAUAAUUUUUUCUAUUAUGAUUCUUCUAGCCUUUACAGAUCUUAAUCCGAUUAACUAAAUCAUCUGUAAUCACUUACGUAAGAAUUACCAGGCGGAACUCUAUUUUCACUUGAUUCGCGUUUGCUAGGUGUUAACAUCAUCUUGACGUUUGCACCCUUAUUUUUCUUUUUUGUGAAUUUUAAAUAUAUUUCCUUUUCAUUUUCUAGUAUAAAAUUCAUAGAAAAUCGUAUUCAUUGAGAAAUAUUCUUGAAUAAUUACUAGAUAUUAUAGUACAUCUUGUGAUCGACUUGGAAAAUUACCAUUAUUUUUGAAAGUUUUAUAAAAUUAUAAUUGAUAUAUUUAUUGAGAAAUACUUCUAAAUAUCUAAAAAUUCAUAUUUUCUCGUUUUAUAAACUUUAGAUUUACAUGAUUUAAUAUACAACGACUAAGUCACAUCAAAUUUUGGCCUCGUUGCUGGGGGUGUAUUGCAUAAUAUUUAGUGUUUUUCUAUUUUUUUCUUAGAGUAUACAAAAAAAUUUAACUCUUCUUUUAUUUUCUUUUUACCAAUUUUUUUUUUAAGAAAAAGGGAAUGGAAAAAAGCAAGGCAAGGACUGGAGCAUACUGAAGGAGGGUAAUAAUUACUACACUUUUCCUUCAACUUUAUUGAUUUUUAUACAUGGUAGAAGAUCCUUGCAUCUAAGGCUAGAAAAUCUUUUCAUUAUUUCAUUCAAGACUAAAAAUCUGAAAGAAAAAUUAAUUUUGAUAGAUCUUGAAGGAAGUAUAGGUCAAAUUGAGAACAAUCCUAUGGCCAUAAAAAAUCAUUAUAUCCUUGAUUCAUUUCAAAGAGCAUCAAAUAUUAGAGUCCCAUUAGCACCCACUAUUAAAUUCGAAAUAAAUCUAAGAAUUUUUCAAAUGCUCCCUAAUUUUCAUGAAUUGUCUUUAGAGGAAUCUCAUCAGCACUUAGAAAAAUUCCAUAUGGUCUGUGAUUUAGUUAAUCUCUCUCAAGUUACCUCAGAAAUUAUUAAGAUGAAACUAUUCUCUCAUACACUUAGGGACAAAGCUAGCCAUUGACUAUCCACAUUAGAUAGAGAAUUAACUAGUUGAAAAGAUAUAGAACAGGCCUUUCUUCAAAAAUUUUAUCCCUUAGGAAAAACUCAAAAUAUGAGAAAACAUAUAUAGAGUUUUUCUCAAAGACCAAGAGAAACUUUGCAUAAGACAUGGAAAAAAUUCAAAGAUUUAUUUAGAAAGUGUCAUCAUCAUGUUAUACCCAAGUGGCAACUCAAUAGAAUUUUUUAUGAUGGAUUAUUAGAAUAACAUAGAAAUAUAGUUGAUUUUAUAUGUGGAGGAGCUUUUAUGGAGAAAACUCCUAAUGAGAUUUACAAUUUUUAUAAGAAUUUAAGUGAAAAUUCUAGAGAUCAAGACUCUUUUGAAUUAUAUGACAAGGAUAAGAAGAGAGGAAUUUAUGAAUUGCAUCAUGAUGAUGAUUCUAAAUUUAGAAAUGAGGUUAAUCAGAUUAAUCAAAGAUUAGAAAAACUUGAUUUAUUUAUUGAUAAUAUUAGAAAGCGUCUUAACCCUCAAUCUAAUUCAAAUAGUACAUGUCCUAUAUAUCGUGAAAAUAAUUAUUCUAAAUUUCAGUGCUAUAAUUUAGAUCAAUCAUUUCACCCUAUAUAAGAACAAGUGUAAGUAACUCACAGUUUUAAUAGAAAUAGUGAACCUUUUUUAAAUUCUUAUAAUCCUAACUAAAAGAAUAAUUUUUCAUGGAGAGAUCCAAAUAAUAUUUAAAAUUCAGAAGCAUUUAGACCUAGUUCAAACUUUGAAUUUCGUCCAAAAUAAGAAAAUAGAUUUAAAAAAAAACAGUCCUCUCAAACCCAACCUGAUAUUAUGAAAAUGAUGUAGCAAAUGAACCAAAUGAUGCAACAAACUAUGAAUCAAAUGAUGCUACAUUAUAAAUAAAUUAUAGAGGCCCUUGGGAAUAAGAGAGAAGAGGGACAGCUACCUAGUCAGCCCAUAGAAAAUUCAGUGAAUCGCCCAACAAUAGGAUUUCAGCAAGGGGAGUCUAGUAGCAUGAAUCUAGGAAAAAACCUACGAAAUGAAAAUGUUAGGACAGUGAAUGCAUUAAGGAGUGGUAAGAUCUUACCAAAUCCUUAUCCCCAAACAUUAGAAGAAAAAGAAAACGUGGACAACCCAAAACAAAAUCAAAUAAGAGUAGAUGAAGAUUUUAUAGAUUCUAUUAAGGAAAUUUCGAAAGAGAGGACAACAAUUUCAUUUCCUAAAGCUCUAGAGCCUAGACAAAGAAAGAAAAAGAAACGCAAUGAAGAAAUAAAUUUUUUUUUACAAGAUGUACAAAUUAGUCUUCCUUUAUUCAUUGCCAUUGAACAUAUUCUUGAAUAUGCUUGAGUUUUGAAAGAAAUGUGUAUAUCAAAAAGGGCACCUAGAGUAGAAAAAUUAUCUAUACAUGCUAGUGCAUUAUUAUUAAAUCAAUUACCAUAUAAAUUGAAAGAUACAGGUGCCCCUUUAAUUUCGUGUGAUAUUGGUGGAUCUAUUUUUUAGAAUACUUUACUUGACACCGGUGCUAGUAUUAAUUUAUUACUUACAAGUAUUUGUGAUAAAUUUAAUAUUUCUAAUCUUAAACCUUCUAUUGUUACUUUACAAUUUGUUGAUAGAUCCAUAAAACAUCCUAAAAGUAUUUUAGAAAAUGUGAUAGUGAUAGUUAAAGGGUGUAAAUUUCUAACUGAUUUUGUAGUGCUGGAAAUAGAUUUUAAUGGACAAUUUUAUGAUACACCAAUCAUCCUAGGGAGACCCUUUUUGCAUACAGUAAAGAUGAAUAUUGAUUUUCUCAUAGGUAUUGUGAAAAUUUUAUGUGGAGAUCAAUCAAUAGAAAUUUUAUGUGAAAAUUUUUGAGGUACCAAAUGAUCUUAAGAAAUCACAAGUAUAUGAUUAUCAUAACAUAGAUCUUCUAGAUGAUUUUGAUGAUCCAGAUUUUAUUGAUGAUUGUGUGCUGGAAGAAUUAGAGGAAAUAGAGAAUAUAAAUUUGGGAGAAAAAAGAGGAAGAUCAUCUGAAUUUAGAGUUGAAACCUCUUCCCUCUAGUUUAAAAUAUAUGUUUUUGGAGGAAAAUAAUUUAUUUCUUGUUAUUAUUGCAGCUGAUUUGAGUGAUGAACAGGAAGAAGAACUAUUAGAUGUACUUCGAAAAAAUAAGAAGGCUAUGGGCUGGAAAAUGAACGAUCUAAGGGGCAUUGAUAUGAGUGUACGCAUGUAUAGUAUAUAUCUAGAGGAGGGGGCUAGAACUAGUACGGAACCACAAUGAAGAUUAAAUCCUAACAUGAUGGAAAUUGUAAAAAAAGAAAUUUUAAAGUGGUUGGUUGCUGAUUUAUCCUAUUUCAGAUAGCAAAUAGGUUAGUCCUACACAAGUGGUGCCAAAAAAAUCAGAGAUCACAAUUAUACAAAACAAAAAUAGGGAUGAAAUACAAACAAGAUUAACUAUCGGUUGAAGGGUUUGCAUUGAUUAUAGAAAAUUAAAUUUAGUUACUAGAAAAGAUCAUUUUCUCCUACCAUUUACUAAUCAAAUUCUAGAAAAAUUAGUUGGAAAAAACUUUUUUUGUUUUCUGGAUGAAUACUCUGGUUAUAAUCAAAUUUAUAUAAACCCUUUAGAUCAAGAAAAAACAACUUUCACUUGUCCAUUUUGUACUUUUGCUUUUAAACACAUGCCUUUUAGUUUGUGAAAUGCUCCAACCACAUUUCAAAGAUGUAUGCUGUCUAUUUUUUCUAAUAUGAUUAGAAAAUGUAUAGAAAUUUUUAUGGACGAUUUUUCUAUUUUUGGUGAAUCAUUUGAUGAAUGUUUAAAUCAUUUACAACAUGUACUUGAGAAAUGCAUAGAGAAAAAGUUAGUUUUGAUUUGGGAGAAAUCACAUUUUAUGGUUAGAGAGGGAGUUGUGUUGGGUCAUAUUGUGAGUGAAAGGGGUUUAGAGGUGAAUAGAGCAAAAACUGAUAUUAUAUCUAAAAUGAAACCUCAAAAUUUAGUAAAAUAAAUUAGAUCUUUCUUGAGUCAUGUAGGUUGUUACAGAAAAUUUAUUAAAGAUUUUUUGAAAAUUUAUAAACCUCUCACCAUGCUAUUAUCUAAAGAUGUGCCUUUUAAUUUUGAUGAGAAAUAUUUUGAGUCUUUUUCUGAAAUAAAAAGAUUACUUAUUGAGGCACUCAUUUUACAAGCUCCUGAUUGGUCAUUUUCCUUUGAAAUAAUUUGUGAUGCAUCGAAUUAUGCAGUGGGGCCCGUUCUAGGACAAACAAAAGAGUCAAACCCAUAGUAAUUUCAUGUGCUAGUAAAACUACAUCUGAUGCUCAAUUUAAUUAUACCACGACUGAAAAAGAGUUAUUAGUUGUAGUAUUUUCGUUAGAAAGGUUUAGAUCAUAAAUUUUGAGAGCUAAAAUUAUUAUUUAUACUAAUCAUGUAGCAUUAAAAUAUCUGUUAAAUAAGAAAGAUGCAAAGCCAUGUUUAUUAAGAUGGAUUUUAUUGUUGCAGGAAUUUGACUUAGAAAUAAAAGAUAAAAAAGGUUUCAAGAAUAUUUUCCUAACCAUCUUUCUAGAUUAAGUGAUACAGGAAUAAAUGCAGCACCUUUACAAGACGCAUUUCCAGAUGAACAAUUGAUGGCAGCUCAACAUCAACCAUCACCAUGGUAUGCACAUAUUGUUAAUUUUCUAUUUUUUGGAAAAACUCUAGAAUAGUGGGAUAAGAACAAAAAACAUCAUUUCUUUUAUAAGAUUAGAAAUUAUUUUUGGCAUGAUCCUGAUUUAUAUUACUUGAGCAAUGAUCAAAUUUAAAGGACAUGUGUUCUUGAAGAAGAAUAUCAUAGCAUUAUUAACAUGUGCCAUUCAUCUAAUUGUGGAGGACAUUUCUCUAGACAAAAGUUAGUUACAAAAAAAUUUCAGUGUGAUUUUUAUUGGCCUACAAUCAUUAGAGAUUCUAUAGAAUUUAGUAGAACAUGUAUUUCAUGCCAAUCUAUAGGUAAGGUAAGUAAAAAAGAUGAAAUGCCCAUGAGUAACAUGUUAGUAGUUGAAAUUUUUGAUGUAUGGGGAAUAGAUUUCAUGGGUCCCUUCCCAUCAGCUGAAAAAUAUGAAUAUAUUUUACUUGUUGUUGAUUAUGUGUCAAAGUGGGUGGAAGCUAUUCCUACUAGAACUAAUGAUCAUAAAAUCGUGAUGAAAUUUGUGUGGGAAAAUAUUUUUUUGAGAUUUAGAUGUCAUAGAGUGAUUAUUAGUGAUGGAGGAACACAUUUUACCAAUAAACAUUUUAGGGAACUGUUGAAAAAGAAUGGAGUACACCACAAAGUAGCCACUCCAUAUCAUCCCCAAACAAAUGGGCAAGUUGAAGUAGAAAAUAGGGAAAUUAAGAGAAUUUUGAGAAAAAUAGUUAGACCAGAUAGGAAAGAUUACCCCAUGAAAUUACAAGAUGCAUUAUGGGCUUAUAGAAUAGCUUAUAAAAAUCCCAUAAGUCCCCAUUUCGUCUCAUUGUUGAAAAGCCAUGUCAUCUUCCUAUGGAAAUAGAGCAUAAAAUAUUAUGGGCUAUAAAAAAAUUAUGUAUGGAUGAAAAAUCAGCUGGUGGGCAUAGAAUUUUUCAACUACAUGAACUAGAAGAGUUGUGGAAUGAAGCUUAUGAAAAUCAUAGAGUAUAUAAAGAAAAAACUAAAACUUUUCAUGAUAAACACAUUAGCAGAAAAAAAUUGAUAUUGGACAAAAAGUGUGGUUAUAUGAUUCUAGGCUAAAAUUAUUCCCAAGAAAAUAAUCAAAAUGAAAAGGGUUUUAUGUGUUGGAAGAGACAUAUGAUCAUGGGGCCGUAAUAAGUAAAGAUCUUAAAAGUGACAUAACUUUAAGGUAAAUAGAUAGCGGCUUAAAUAGAUGAAUGCCUUGUAGAAAAAGAAAUUUUAUUAUUAAAAGAAAUUCAAGAGUGAGAUCAAAGAGUCCAACUAGAGAUAUUAAAUUCAGCGCUACAUGAGAGGCAACCCAUGAUUUUUAUUUCAUUAUGUUUGAUUUUUUUUAAGCUCUAUUUUUCUUAGAAUUUUGUAGUACUUGUUUCUGUAUUUGUUUUUUUGGAAAAGUGUAGGAGGAGGAGUGUAAGAUGAACUGAAAAAUUAAAAAUGAGGUUGAGGUGAUGUCUUUCUGAGCUGUAUCAUUUAUGAAAAUAUUUUUAAUGCUUAACUUUGCACAUAUUCAUGCUUCACUAGAAAAUUAUAUUUUCUACAUAUUCUGUUUCGAUUUUUCUGUGUCUUUGAGGACAAUGUUAUUUUUAAGUUGGGGGGUGAAGUAUUAAUUAUUAAUUUAUGUUUUAGGAUGAUUAAGAACAUGUGUUUUCAUUUAUUCAACUUAGAACAUCAACUAAAAAUAUAAAAAAUAAAUAAAAUUUAAAAAAACUACAACAUCUAUUUUCUAGUUUUCUAUUAGGAACAAUAGAUUGUCAAAAAUAGUAGACAAAAAAAUAGCCCAAAAUUUUAAAUUCUAGAGACCCUUUUCUCACAUUUCAAUCCUCUAGAUAUAUAUUACUGAAAUUCAAAAUUACAGCUAUAAAGAGGAUAGUUUUGAUUUAUUUUUGACAAAUUUAUUACUAUUAAAACUAGAACUGAAAAUAGAAAAUUAAACUAUCAAAACUAUUUAAUUUACAAAUUUCUUACAUCAUAUUGCAUGCAUGAAAAAUGAAAUCAAUUAAAUUGAUUGAUACCAAAUAGAUACUUGAAAGAUUAUUAUUGAGUCAAAAGAAUGAUCUAGUAGCAUGAAAUGUUGGAAUACUCUUUGGAUACAUGAUAGAUAACAUGGAUUUGAUUUUACAGAUUUUCACUUCAUGAUCUUGAUGGAUAGUAUUUACUUGAUGUAAAAGUUUGAUUGAUCAUUUGAGUUUAAUGGAGAUUUUUGCACCCUAAUCUAUAGGACUUGUAAGGAGAAAUCACUUAUUUCGAAAAAAAAAAAAGAAGAGAGAGCAAUAUGAAAAUUCUAGAAAUGAAGAGUACACAUAGAGGGUGUGAGACAUUAUUCUCAUUGUCAAAAAUUGUGUAUAGAAAAACACUUGUUGUAAAAUAAGUGGAUAAAGUGAAAGCCCUGAAAAUGAAGAGUACACAUGGAGGGUGUGAGACAUCAUUCUUAUUGUUGAAAUUUAUCAAUAGAAAAAGUUACUUAUCCACUAUAUAUAAAAGAAAAAAGAAGGAAGAAAUAUAGUACAAACUUCAAAAAUCAAGCCAUAGAAAAAGGGAAAUCUAGGAUCAAUAUUAUUCUUGGAUGAGUAUUGAUAAUUGGAACAUCUUGUAAAUACAUCUAUGAGUGAACAAGUGAUAAAGAUGUGAAUAGAAGAAGUGAAGUCUAGAUUGUUAUUCUAAAGAGUGUUUAAAUAUUUAAGUGCUUGACAUCAUUCUUAAUAUUUGAUAUAAGAAUCCAAAGUGUCUAAAGGUACAUCAUUUCUAAUUGUAUCUUUUUUUUGUAUUGAAAUAUGAUGUUUGAGAUUUGUAAAAUUUUAUUUUCGUAAUUCCAUUGCUAAGUGACUAGCAAUGAUUUAAGUUGAGGGGUGUGAUAAGUCUUUAUUAUCAUGAGUUAAUAAUUAGUAAAUAAUAUACUUUUAGUCUUAACUCAUGAUAAAUAGACUUAUAUUUGUGUUAAAGUGUGAAAAGUGGUUUUCAGUUGAUUAACGUGAAUUUUUGGGUAAUUACAUAAUUUUAUAAUAUUUUUAUUUUUAUUUCUUGUUCUUCAUUUAUCUCAAAUUUUUGGAUAAUUAUAUGAUUUUAUACAAUUUUUACAGUCUUACUUUUGAGAUAAAUGAAGAACAAGACAUAAAAAUAAAAAUAUUGUAAAAUGGGAGGACCCACCGGCCAGCCAGACCUACAAGUGGGUCAAAAGUGCAGUUGAGGAGUAGCCACGAGUAGGGGGGGUUGAUUGGCUUGAACCGAUGGAGGCACGUGUGCACCAUUCCCCUUCCACGUCACCGGUGGCUAGCUGACUGUGGGGCAAGGAGUGGUCGUACAUGCACAAGAAAAGGACAUUGCUUAGGAAUGUAACAUUACUAUAUAUUCGCCCGAAAAUUUGGCACACAACUGAUGUGGGACUAAACCCAUCACCUUUCUUAGAAGAGGCGGGGGCAACCGACAUGGGUUCGAAUCCUCCUAGAGCAAAAACUCAUAUUUUUAUUUGAUUAUUGUGACUUUUCUGCAGAUCACCGGAUUAAGCAAUCAGAAUUGUUAGAUCAUCAGCAAAAAUUUCAUCAAUGCGAUUUGUGGAGCAUUGUUACUCAAAUUACUAAGGAUUCGUCAUAAAAGGAUCGUGAAUCCAUCGAGUAAAUCAUCUCCGAUUAAUCGAUGAACAAGCCAUCAUCGAGAAGAAGACGAUCCGCUAAGAGACAAGUCACCACCUCUUGAGAGCAUACUAGAUGCAAUGAAGACCCUCCUCUUGGUGUGCGGACCUGAGGAUGAAGCUCCCUGACACACGCCCCACCUCCAUCAAGCUCUUUUCUGUCAGGUGACAGCCACUGGAGAGCUGUAAAGUCGCCAUUUUUCUGCUCCACCAGGUGAUAGCCAUCAAAGACAAUUCGACAACCCACUUCAUUAAUCUCUAGACUUUGCAAGGAGAUCUAGAGAUUGUCCACAUCGUCCUUGUCCAAGGAGAGCCUUCGAGGCUAUAGACACUACACGACGAUCCUCCCGAACGCUCAGGAUUCCAGUACAUCUCCAACGGAUUGUUGUCACGAUGUCGAAACUCUAUUUUCUUGCUUUCAACUUACGUUAUGCUUCAUUUAGUGAUAAUUUGUAUGAUUUUAAUUUACCAAAAUAUACUUUGUUCUAUUACGAUUCUUCCAACCUUUACAGAUCUUAAUUUGAUUAAUUAAAUCAUCUGUAAUCACUUAUGUAAGAAUCACCGAGCAGAACUCUGUUUCUACCCAAUUCACGUUUGUCAGAUGCUGACAUCAUCUUGAUGUCUACACCCUUAUUUCCCUUUUUCAUGAAUUUUAAAUAUAUUUCCUUUUCAUUUUCUAGUAUAAAAUUCAUAGAAAAUCGUAUUCAUUGAGAAAAAAUUACCAUACAUUAUAUUACAUUGCUAUAAUUGACCUAGAAAAUUAGCAUUAUUUUUAAAAGUUUAAUGGAAUUAUAAUUGAUAUAUUUAUUUAGAAAUACUUCUAAAUAUUAAAAAAUUCAUAUUUUCUAGUUUUAUAAAUUUUAGAUUUGCGUGAUUUAAUAUACAACGACUGAGUCACAACAAAAGAACUGGCUUAAAAAUAUAACAUUAAUGUAUACUCACUCGAAAAAUUAGUGCACAACUGAUGUGAGACUAAACUUGCAUCACCUUCCCCAAAAAGAGCAAAGCAACCAGUAAGGGUUCAAAUCCUCCUAGAGUCAAAAAUCAUAUAUUUUUAUCUGAUUAUCAUGACACUCCUAUAGAUCGCCAGUGAAGGAUUAAGUAAUGAGAAUCAUUGGAUCAUCAGCAAAAAUCUUGUCAAUGUGAUUCGCAGAGUAUUGCUACUAAAAUUGUUGAAUGAUUCGCAAUAAAAGGAUUGCAAACCAUCAAGUAAAUCAUCUCUGAUUGAUCGACGAACAAGUCAUCGUUGAGAAGAGGAUAAUCUGCCAGGAGAUGAGUCGCCACCUCCUGAGAGCAUACUAGAUGCGAUGAAGAGCCUCCUCUUGCUGCGUGGACUUGAGGAUGAAGCUCCCUAACAUGCGCCCCACCUCUAUCCAACUCCUCUCUGUUGGGUGACAGUUACCAAAGAGCCACCAAGUCGUCAUUUUUCUGCUCCGCCGAGUGACAACCACUAGAGAUGAUUCGAUGACCCAUUUCAUCAAUCUCUAGACUUCACAAGGAGAACUAAAGAUUGCCCAUGUUGUCUUUGUCCAAGGAGAGCCUUCGAGGCCAUAGACACUACAUAAUGAUCUUCCCGAAUAUUCAACAUUCCGGUGCAUCACCAAUGCAUCACUGUCACAAUGUCGGAACUCUAUUUUCCAGCUUUCAACUUACUUUAUGCUUCAUUUAGUGAUAAUUUUUGUGAUUUUAGUUUACCAAAAUAUACUUUAUUCAAUUACGAUUCUUUCCACUUUUACAAAUCUUAAUUUGAUUAAUUAAAUGAUCUAUAAUUGCUUACGGAAGAAUCACUAGGUGGAACUCUAUUUUCACUCGAUUUGCGUUCACCAGGUGCUGACAUCAUCUUGAUAUCUGCACCCUUAUUCCUUCUUUGUGAAUUUUAAAAUAUAUUCCUUUUCAUUUCCUAGUAUAAAAUUCAUAAAAACUCAUAUUCUUUGAGGAAAAUUCUAAAUAAUUACCAGAUAUUAUAUUGCAUCCCUAUGAUUGACCUAGAAAAUUAUCACAGUUUUUGAAGUUUUAUUGAAUUAUAAUUGAUAUAUUUGUUCAGAAAUACUUCAAAAUAUCUAAAAAUUCAUAUUUUCUAGUUUUAUAAAUUUUAGAUUUAUGUGAUUUAAUAUACAAAAACUAAGUCACAUCAAAUUUUGGUGCCAUUGUCGGAGAUGUAUUGCAUAAUAUUUAGUAUUUUUCUAUUUUUCUCUUAGCGUACACAAAAAAAUUGAACUCUUGUUUUAUUUUAUUUUUGCUGAUUUUUUUUUUAAAAAAAGGGAAGGAAGAGAAGCAAGACAAGGACUAGAGCAUACUGAAGGAGGGUAACAAUUACUAAACUUUUUUCCUCGAAUUUAUUAUUUUUUUAUGUAUGAUGGAAGAUCUUUGCAUCUAAGGCUAGAAAAUCUAAAAGAAAAAAAUAAAUUUUAAUAGAUCUUAAAGGAAGUACAGGUCAAACUGAGAACAAUCCUAUGACCAUGAAAAAUUAUUAUAUCCCUGAUUCAUUUCAAAAAGCAUCCAAUAUUAGAGUCCCAUUAGCACCCACUAUUAAAUUCGAAAUAAAUCCAAGAAUUUUUCAAAUACUUCCUAAUUUUCAUGGAUUACCUUUAGAGGAACCUCAUUAGUACUUAGAAAAAUUUUAUAUGGUCUGUGAUUUCAUUAAUCUCCCUCAAGUUACACUGGAAAUUAUUAAGAUGAAAUUAUUUUCUCAUACACUUAGGGACAAAGCUAGCCAUUAGCUAUCCACAUUAGAUAGAGAAUUAACUAGCUGAAAUGAUAUAUGAUAAGUCUUCAUUAUCAUGAGUUAAUAAUUAGUAAAUAAUAUAGUUUUAGCCUUAACUCAUGAUAAAUAGACUUAUAUUUGUGUUAAAGCAUGAAAAGUGGUUUUCAGUUGAUUAACGUGAAUUUUUGGGUAAUUAUGUGAUUUUAUACGAUUUUUACAGUCUUAGUUUUGAGAUAAACGAAGAACAAGAAAUAAAAAUAAAAAUAUUGCAAAAUAGGGAGACCCGCCGGCCAGCCGGGCCCGCAAGCGGGUCGGAAGCGCAGUCGGGGAUUAGCCGCGAGCAGGGGCUCGAGCACCUUGCUUGGAUCGAUAGGGGGCACGUGUGCGCCACUCCCCUUCCACGUCACCGGUGGUCAGCCGGCUGUGGGGCAAGGAGUGGUCGUACACGCGAGAGGAUUUUGCCUACAAAACUAACUUUACUAUAUAUUCGCCCGAAUAAUCCGCGCACAACCGAUGUGGGACUAAACCCGCGUCACACCUUGUUCAGGGGCGGGCGACCGCCGCGGGUUCGAAUCCUCCCAGAGUCAAAAUUCAUAUAUUUUUAACUGAUUAUCGCGACUUUCCUGCAGAUCGCCGGUGAAGGAUUAAGCAACCGGAAUCGCUGGAUCAUCGGCGAAAAUCUCGUCAACGCGAUUCGCGGAGCAUUGCUACUAAAAGUUCUGAACGAUUCGCGAUAAAAGGAUCGCAAUCCAUCGAGUAAAUCAUCUCCGAUUUAUCGACGAACAAGCCGUCGUCGGGAAGAGGACGAUCCGCCGGGAGACCAGUCGCCACCUCCUAAGAGCGUACCAGAUGCGAUGAAGAGCCUCCUCUUGCUGCGCGGACCUGAGGAUGAAGCUCCCUAACACGCGCCUCACCUCCAUCCAGCCCCUCUCCGUCGGGUGACAGCCGCCGGAGAGCCGCAUAGUCGCCGUUUUUCCGCUCCGCCGGGUGACAGCCGCCGGAGAUGAUUCGACGACCCACUUCAUUGGUCUCUAGACUUCGCGAGAAGAUCUAGAGAUUGCCCACGUCGUCUUUGUCCAAGGAGAGCCUUCGAGGCCGUGGACACUGCACGACGACCCUCCCGAACGCUCAGGAUUCCGGUGCAUCGCCGACGCGUCGCCGUCGCGACGCCGGAACUCUAUUUUCCUGCUUUAUCUAGAGAUUGCCCACGUCGUCUUUGUCCAAGGAGAGCCUUUGAGGCCGUGGACACUGCACGACGAUCCUCCCGAACGCUCAGGAUUCCGGUGCAUCGCCGACGCAUCGCCGUCGCGACGCCGGAACUCUGUUUUCCUGCUUUCAAUUUAAUUUACGCUUCAUUUAGUGAUACUUUGUUGAUUUUAAUUUACCACACUAUACUUCGUUCAAUUACAAUUCUUCCGGCUUUUACAGAUCUUAAUUUGAUUAAUUGAGUCGUCUGUAAUCGCCUACGUAAGAAUUGCCGGGCAGAACUCUGUUUCCGCCUGAUUCGCGUUCGCCGGGCGCUGACGUCAUCCUGACGUCCGCACCCUUAUUUCCUUUUUUUCGUGAAUUUUAAAUAUAUUUCCUUUUUAUUUCCUAGUAUAAAAUUCGUAAGAAAAUCGUACUCAUUGAGAAAAAUUCUGAAUAGUUACCAGAUAUUAUAUUACAUCCCUGUGAUCGACCUGGAAAAUUACCGCUAUUUUUGGAAUUUUUAUUGAAUUAUAAUUGAUAUAUUUAUUUUGAAAUACUUCUAAAUAUCCGAAAAUUCGUAUUUUCUAGUUUUAUAAAUUUUAAAUUUGCGUGAUUUAAUAUACAACGACUGAGUCACGUCAAUAUAGAACAGAUAUUUCUUUGAAAAUUUUAUCCCUAAGGAAAAACUUAAAAUAUAAGAAAACAUAUAUAGAGUUUUUCUCAAAGAUUAAAAGAAAUUUUACAUGAGACAUAGGAAAAAUUUAAAGACUUACUUAGAAAGUGUCCUCAUCAUGCUGUACCCAAGUGGCAGCUCAAUAUAAUUUUUUAUAAUAGAAUAUUAGAACAACAUAGAAAUAUGAUUGAUUCUAUAUGUAGAGGAGCUUAUAUGGAGAAAACCCUUGAUGAGAUUUACAAUCUUUAUGAGAAUUUAAGUGAAAAUUCUAGAGAUCAAGCCUCUUUUGAAUUAUAUGACAAGGAUAAGAAGAGAGGAAUUUAUGAAUUGCAUCAUGAUGAUGAUUCUAAAUUUAGAAAUGAGGUUAAUUAGAAUAAUCAAAGAUUUUAAAAACUUGAUUUACUUAUUGACAAUAUUAGAAAGCCUCCUAACCCUCAAUUUAAUUCAAAUAGUACAUGUCUUAUGUAUGGUAAAAUGAUUAUUCUGAAUUUCAAUGUUAUAAUUUAGAUCAAUCAUUUCACCCUAUGCAAGAACAAGUGCAAGUAGCUCAUGGUUUAAAUAGAAAUAGGGAACCUUUUUUAAAAUUCUUAUAAUCUUAAUUGAAGGAAUAAUUUUUCAUGGAGAGAUCUAAAUAAUAUUUAAAAUUCAGAAGCAUUUAGACCCAAUUCAAACUCUGAAUUUCGUCCAAAAUAAGAAAACAGAUUUCAAAAAAAUCAGCCCUCUCAAACCCAACUUGAUAUUAUGGAAAUGAUGCAGCAAAUGAGCCAAAUGAUGCAACAAACUAUGAAUCAAAUGAUGCUGCACUAGAAAUAAAUUAUAUAGGCUCUUGGGAAUAAGAGAGAAGAGGGACAGCUACCUAGUCAGCCUAUAGAAAAUCCAAGAAACUGUCCAACAAUAGGAUUUCAGCAAGGGGAGUCUAACAACAUGAAUCAAGGAAAAAACCCACGAAAUGAAAAUAUUAGGACAGUGAAUGCAUUAAGAAGUGGCAAGAUCUUACUUGAUCCUUAUCCCUAAACAUUAAAAGAAAAAGAAAACGUGGACAACCCAAAAUAAAAUCAAAUAGGAGUAGAAGAGGAUUUUAGAGAUUCUACCAAGGAAAUUUCAAAAGAGAGGACGACCAUUCUAUUUCCUAAAACUCUAGAGCCUAGACAAAGAAAGAAAAAGGAACACAAUGAAGAAAUAAAGAAAAUUUUACAAGAUGUGUAAAUUAGUCUUCCUUUACUCACUGCUAUUGAACAUAUUCUUGAAUAUACUAGAGUUUUGAAAGAAAUGUGUACACCAAAAAGGGCACCUAGAGUAGAAAAAUUAUCUAUACAUACUAGUACAUUAUUAUUAAAUCGAUUAUCAUAUAACUUAGGAGAUACAAGUGCCCCUUUAAUUUCGUGUGAUAUUGGUGGAUCCAUUUUUCAGAAUGCAUUAUGACGUGACUCAGUCGUUGUAUAUUAAAUCACGCAAAUAUAAAAUUUAUAAAACUAGAAAAUACGAAUUUUCGGAUAUUUAGAAGUAUUUCUAAAUAAAUAUAUCAAUUAUAAUUCAAUAAAAUCCAAAAAUAGCGGUAAUUUUCCAGGUCGAUCACAGGGAUGUAAUAUAAUAUCUGGUAAUUAUUCAGAAUUUUUCUCAAUGAAUACGAUUUUCUUACGAAUUUUAUACUAGGAAAUAAAAAGGAAAUAUAUUUAAAAUUUACGAAAAAAAGGAAAUAAGGGUGCGGGCGUCAGGAUGACGUCAGCGCCAGGCGAACGCGAAUCAGGCGGAAACAGAGUUCCGCUCGGCGAUUCUUACGUAAGCGAUUACAGACGACUUAAUUAAUCAAAUUAAGAUCUGUAAAAGCCGGAAGAAUCGUAAUUUAACGAAGUAUAGUUUGGUAAAUUAAAAAUCACACAAAGUAUCACUAAAUAAAGCGUAAAUUAAAUUGAAAGCAGGAAAACAGAGUUCCGGCGUCGCGACGGCGAUGCGUCGGCGAUGCACCGGAAUCCUGAGCGUUCGGGAGGAUUGUCGUGCAGUGUCCACAGCCUCGAAGGCUCUCCUUGGACAAAGACGACGUGGGAAAUCUCUAGAUAAAGCAGGAAAACAGAGUUCCGGCGCCGCGACGGCGAUGCGUCGGUGAUGCACCGGAAUCCUGAGCGUUCGGGAGGGUCGUCGUGCAGUGUCCACGGCCUCGAAGGCUCUCCUUGGACAAAGACGACAAUCUCUAGAUCUUCGCGAAGUCUAGAGACCAAUGAAGUGGGUCGCCGAAUCGCCUCCGGCAGCCGUCACCUGAGAAAAUCGACUUUAUGCUCUCGGCCGUCACCCGACGGAGAGGGCUGGAUGGAGUGAGCGUGUUAGGAGCUUCAUCCUCAGUCCGCAGCAAGAGGAGGCUCUUCAUCGAUCUGGUACGCCUCGAGGUGGCUACCGGUCUCCGGCGGAUCGUCUCUUCCCGACGACGCUUGUUCGCCGAUCAAUCGGAGAUGAUUUACCGAUGGAUUGCGAUCCUGUUAUCGCGAAUCGCUCAGAAAUUUUAGUAGCAAUGCUCCACCAAUCGCGUUGACGAGAUUUUCGCCGAUGAUCCAGCCAUUCCGCUGCUUAAUCCUUCACCGCGAUCUGCAGGAAAGUCGCGAUAAUCAGUAAAAAUAUAUGAAUUUUGACUCUGGGAGGAUUCGAACCCGCGGCGGUCGCCCGCCCCUGAACAAGGUGGAUUUAGUCCCACAUCGGUUGUGCGCGGAUUAUUUGGGCGAUUAUAUAGUAAAGUUAGCUUUCUACAAAGUCCUCUCGCGUGUACGACCACUCCUUGCCCCACAGCCGGCUGACCACCGGUGACGUGGAAGGGGAGUGGCAUGUGCCCCUAUCAGUAAGCCGCCGAGCCCUGCGGGCUACUCCCCGACGCGCCCGACCCGCUUGGGCUGGCCGGCGGAUCCCCCCAUUUUGCAAUAUUUUUAUUUUUAUUUCUUGUUCUUCGUUUAUCUCAAAACUAAGACUGUAAAAAUCGUAUAAAAUCACAUAAUUACCCAAAAAUUCACGUUAAUCAACUGAAAACCACUUUUCAUGCUUUAACACAAAUAUAAGUCUAUUUAUCAUGAGUUAAGGCUAAAACUAUAUUAUUUACUAAUUAUUAACUCAUGAUAAUGAAGACUUAUCACAUUACUUGACACUGGUGCUAGUAUUAAUUUAUUACAUAUAAGGAUUUGUAAUAAAUUUAAUAUUUCUGAUCUUAAACCUUCUACUAUUAUCUUACAAUUUACUGAUAGAUCCAUAAAACAUCCUAAAGGUAUUUUAGAGAAUAUGAUAGUGACAAUUAAAGGGUGUAAAUUUUCAGCUGAUUUUGUAGUGCUAGAAAUGGAUUUUAAUGGAUAGUUUUAUGAUACACCAAUCAUUCUAAGGAGACCAUUUUUGCAUAUAGCAAAGAUGAAUAUUGAUUUUCCCAUAGGUAUUGCAAAAUUUUCAUGUGGAGAUCAAUUAGUAGAAAUUAAAAUUUUUAAGGUACCAAAUGAUCUUAAGAAAUCACAAGUAUAUGAUUGUCAUACCAUAGAUCUUCUAAAAUUAUAUGGGGGAGGGGGGAGUGGGUGUUGUUAAAACACAUCCUUUAAAAUAGUCAGCCAUAUCUAACACUCCCCAGAACUCUUUAGUCAUUUUAAUGACCCUAUUUUAUUGGGCUAUUAUAAUGACCAGCUAGUUGUCUGAGUCAAUAACAACAUUAAGUUGCUGCUGUUGGCGCUUCUGCUCAUCCAUCCAGUUGCACGUGGGAUUUGGUCUUGGUCUAUGCCAAAUCUAGAGAAUCCGAAGCACUAGAAAUUCAGGUGAUGUCCCUGAAAUAACAGGGAAGUUACUCAUCACGUAAGGAUUUCAUGGACAAUGAAAGCUUUAGUUCCUAAGUGACUACUGUUUGAGGCGCAAGGGCACAAUAUAUCUAUACCUAUAUCUAUAUCUAUAUCUAUAUAUAUACGGAGUUUACGAUAUUGAACACCAAGCAAACGGUAGUUAAGAGUAUGACGAUCAUGGUGGCAAGAUCUGGAAAUUCAUGAAGGAAAACACCGCUCAGGCUCAGCCCUCUACGAGAAGACACGGAGCAUCAUUCCUGCAGACCAUCCACAAAGGAGGAGGCGAAAGCAUCCAUACACAACCGUGAGAUGGAUACCGACAGCUGCACGCUACCUUCUUCAUCCCUUGCCGCUAACAGUGCCACCUCCCCGUUCCCGUUCAUUGAUACCAUCUCCACCCUCCUAGGGCCCCCCCAGCCAAAAUCCGCAUCGUACACCCGGAACCUCGGCGACCCCGACACAUUCGCUAGUCUCUCGAUCGGAAAACCCGUAAGAACCGACUUAGUUGUCCAGCGCUCAAUGUCACUCAACGGUUCUCUAGUAGCCUCCUGGACCGCUCUCCGCACCGCUGCGCAGGCCGUCUUAAUCCCCUCAUCGUCACCGGCCAGCAGCUCCGACGCCUUGGCCACGGCCAAGCAGGGCUUGACGCAGUUGCCGAAGUAGCGGUCCUCGACGGGAGGGUCAAGGCGACGGCGGCAGUCAGCUUCGAAAAGGAAGGGACAGAUAAGGUCGUCCGGUGGAAUGCCCUUCGCUCUGACGAUGCUCAGCCAGAUGUGGGCGGCCAGGGCGGCGAACGCCGAGGGCCGGUGAGUAGCGGUGCCUCGGUCCUUUAGGGAGGCGAUGCUCUCCAUCUUGACGAUGAAGGUUCUCCGUGACAACUUACGCGGAUCGUAGAAUUUCAUCAAAGAGUCGGAUAACUGAAAUCAGCCAUGACGCAUGUUUCAGCUAUUUAGAUAUAGGUAAAUGGAUAGAUAGAGAAAGAGACACGGUGACAGAGCCAUUGAGCUUACGCUUGGGAGGUUGGGAGCGACGGUCCUCACGAUACUCCUGGCAAUCUCUUCCGCUCGGGGGUGACUUAUGACCGACCGGUCAUGCAAUGGCUCCGGGAGACUCGAUGCCCCUCCGCCGGACGAUAUCCGGCACUCCGCCGCCCACGCAUCAACGAACUGCCAUAUGGCCUUACCAUCGGCGGCCAUGUGGUGCAUAGAGAACCCAAUUACCACACCUCUCCCAGGAAAACCGGUGACUUGCACGGAGAACACCGGAGCCGGAAGCUGACUCGCCUCUAAGACCGGCACAAGAGACAAGAACGCCUCCUCGUCGUAGUGCUGGAUGUCCGUGAGCCGUUGGAAAUCGAUCCCCUCCGCCUCUGCCCAAAGGAAAUCGACCCCGUCGCCUCCGUCGCCGGAGAAACUUAUCAUGAGGUUGCCGGUGCCGUCGACCGCGGUGAACUUCCCGGCGAGGGCAUAAUAACGAGAAAGCGUCCGGGAGAGGGACUCCCUGAGCUCUUCGACGAGGGAGGGGAUCGGGCGGUCGGUGCUGAACAGCAGCACCCGUUGCAGGGGAGGGAAACGAAUCCAUUUGGCGUCGAAGAAGGAGAGCUUGACGGGUUCCGGACAGGGGCCUUCAAGUGGUGAGAGCGAGACGCGGGUGACGUUCAAGACUCGAACUUCCCCCAUGGUUGUCGACAGCCACCGUCCUACCUCAUCGAAGAAAGCGUAUCAGUCCCGCCUUGGAUUUGUAGACAACUGAUACCCACCACGCGCGUGCCACCUGCCGCUGUCUUUUUCCUGUAGUGUGCCUCCACCACUCAUGAAACCUACUCAAACCCUUUUCUCCCGAUUAUGAUUCCUAUUCGCUAAUGUGAGCACGCCACCAAAAUUUUAUCUGCAUCUUGAAAUUUUAUUUCGCACAACUGUAGCGGCUACCAACGUCUGGUUUGGGCCCCGGGCUGGCAGAAUCCAGCCCAUAUUUUCAGUUCCCUUCACGUGACCUGGCCUUUCGAAAGAUAAUAACGGGACAAACUUAGCCUCACCAUCUGUAAGAUGUUGAGAAUCACCGGAUUAAAGACAGUCUACUGUAUGGAAUUGUACUUCAUUAUAUCUCAGGCAUACCCGAAAGGGUUGAUUUAGAGCAGUACAAUAACGAUAGGCCCAGCUAGCUAAGCCAGCUUGAUACUCUUGUUUAUUUGUUUCCCACUAGGUCUUGGAACCCUUUACUAGAACACAAAUUGAAGAACAAAUCCUACAUCAUUUCUUUUAGAAGUCCAUUUUCUGGAAUGUGAGCUAAAGAAAGCAUGAAAAUUAAAAUUUUAAUAUCACAUUGAGUUAAAUUAAAUGUCAUUAAAGUAUGUGAAUAUUUUGAUACACUGAGUCUUGUCAGUAUGUUGUCAUUAGCUUUUUUGUGCAACAUCAAUUUCUUGUAAUUCCAAAUGUGAAAUGAUUAUAAAAUAGUCUCAAGCAAGAAACCUAUCCCAUUCAAUAGCAAGCCCUAAUAGCUAUUUGGGGAUAUCAUAGUGCUUCAUUUUUCCUAUUUUCUUCUACAAUUCUAAGCUAAGUUUUAUUGUAUCCUUAUCUUCUUUAUGACCUCAAGUAUCAUAUUGGGUACUUGUGCAAAAAAUAAAGAGAGAAUUUGUGAGGUCUUUGCUGGCAAGUUGACGUGACUUAGUCGUUGUAUAGUAAAUCAUGUAAAUUAAAAAUUUAUAAAAUUAGAAAAUAUAAAUUUUCAGAUAUUUACAAAUAUUUAUAAAUAAAUAUAUCAAUUAUAAUUUCAUAAAACUUCUAAAAAAUGGUAAUUUUCCAAGUCGAUCACAAGGAUGUAAUAUAAUAUCUGGUAAUUAUUUAGAAUUCUCCUCAAAGAAUACUAUUUUUUAUGAAUUUUACACUAGAAAAUGAAAAUAAAAUAUAUUUAAAAUUUACAAAAAAGGAAAAUAAGGGUGUGGAUGUUAGGAUGAUGUCAACACCCGACGAAUGCAAAUCGGGCAGAAAUAGAGUUCCAUCCAAUGAUUCUUACAUAAGUGAUUAUAAAUGAUUUAAUUAAUCAAAUUAAGAUCUAUAAAAGUUGGAAAAAUCGUAAAUGAAUGAAGUAUAUCUUAGUAAAUUUAAAUCACUCAAAUUAUCACUAAAUGAAGCAAAAAGUAAGUUGAAAGCAAGAAAAUAGAAUUCCGACAUUGCGGUGACGAUGCGUUGGUGAUGCACCAAAAUCUUGAAUGUUCAAGAGGAUUGUCAUGUAGUGUACAUGGCCUCAAAGGCUCUCCUUGGACAAAGACGAUGUGGGCAAUCUCUAGAUCUCCUUACGAAAUCUAGAGAUCAAUUAAAUGGGUCGUCGAAUCGUCUCCGAUAGCUGUCACCCGGUGGAACAGAAAAAUGACAACUUUGUGGCUCUCCAACGGCUGUCACCUGACGGAGAAGAGCUAGAUGGAGGUAGGGCGCGUGUUAGGGAGCUUUAUCCUCAGGUCCACGCAGCAAGAGGAAGCUCUUCAUCACAUUUGGUACACUCUUCAGAGGUGGUGACUCAUCUCCUAGUGGAUUAUCCUCUUCCCGACGAUGGCUUAUUUGUCGAUCAAUCGGAGAUGCUUUACUCAAUAGAUUCGCAAUCCUUUUAUUGUGAAUUAUUCAGUAAUUUUAGUAACAAUGCUCCAUGAAUCACAUUGAUGAGAUUUUUGCCAAUGAUCCAGCGAUUUUAGUUGCUUAAUCCUUCACCGGUGAUUUAUAGGAAAGUCGUGAUAAUUAGAUAAAAAAUAUGAGUUUUGGCUUUGGAAGGAUUCAAACCCGUGCUAGUUGCCCACCUAUUUCUGGGGAAGGUGUGAUGUGGGUUUAGUCCCACAUCACUUGUGUGCCGAAGUUUCGAACGAAUAUAUAAUAAUGUUACAUUUGAAAGCAAGUCCCUUUCUCAUGCAUGUACGACCACUCCUUGCCCCACAAUUGGCUAGCCACCGGUGAUGUGGAAGGGGAGUGGCUGACGGGUCCCCUCCAUUUUGUUAUAUUUUUAUUUUUUUUUCUUUUUCUUCAUUUAUCUCAAAAGUAAGACUGUAAAAAUCAUAUAAAUUCGUAUAAAAACAUAUAAUUACCUAAAGUUCACAUUAAUCAAUUGAAAAUCACUUUUCACAUUUUAACAUAAAUAUAAAUCUAUUUAUCAUGAGUUAAAGCUAAAACUAUAUUAUUUACUAAUUAUUAACUCAUGAAGGACAAGCUCGAGCUCACCCUUAUCUUUCUUUGUAUUUUCACAUGACUUGUUGGGCCUCGUGUUUGUGUGUUAGCAGGCCCAAUUCUAUGUGUGUGUUGUUGUUUGUGUCUCCCUUUCUUUAGGAUUUUAUUGGGUCUCUCUUUUGAGGCCCAAUUAAAACCCUAAGGGGGGGGACCUAGGCUUCUUUCCUUUUUGGGCUUCUUUUGGGGCUUAUUUAGGUCUUCAAUUGAGGCCCACUUAAGCACCAUAUGAGGGCCCUCCUCUUUCUCCUUUAGGGGAGCUUAUUGGGUUUCUCUUUUAGAGGCCUAAUAAGUCAUUUUUGUAGCUUUUUUUGUGGCUUAUAAGCUUGAGGGCCUGAUAAGUCUUCAUUAUCAUGAGUUAAUAAUUAGUAAAUAAUAUAGUUUAGCCUUAACUCAUGAUAAAUAGACUCAUAUUUAUGUUAAAGUGUGGAAAGUGGUUUUUAAUUGAUUAAUGUGAUUUUUUGGGUAAUUAUGUGAUCUUACACAAAUUUAUAUGAUUUUUACAGUCUUACUUUUGAGAUAGAUGAAGAAAAAGAAAUAAAAAAUAAAAAUAAGAUAAAAUGAGGGGGACCUGUCGACCAGCAAGGCCUGCAAGAAAGUUGGAAGUUUAGUUAGGGAGUAGCCGCGAGUAGAGGCUCGAGCAACUUGGACUAAUAGGGGCACGUGUGUGUCACUCCCCUUCCACGUCACCAGUGGCUAAUUGGCUGUGGGGCAAGGAGUGGUGGUACAUGCAAGAGAAGGGACUUGCUUAGGAAUGAAACAUUAAUAUAUAUUCACCCGAAAAAUUGGUGCACAACUAAUGUGGGACUAAACUUGCAUCACCUUCCCUAGAAAGGGCAGGCAACCAGCAUGGGUUUGAAUCCUCCUAGAGUCAAAAAUCAUAUAUUUUAUUUAAUUAUCACAACUUUCCUACAGCUUCGUUGGGUGAUGAUAAGUCUUCAUUAUCAUGAGUUAAUAAUCAGUAAAUAAUAUAGUUUUAGCCUUAACUCAUGAUAAAUAGACUUAUAUUUGUGUUAAAGCAUGAAAAGUGGUUUUCAGUUGAUUAACGUGAAUUUUUGGGUAAUUAUGUGAUUUUAUACGAUUUUUACAGUCUUAGUUUUGAGAUAAAUGAAGAACAAGAAAUAAAAAUAAAAAUAUUGCAAAAUGGGGGGAUCCGCCGGCCAGCCGGGCCCGCAAGCGGGUCGGAAGCGCAGUCGGGGAGUAGCCGCGAGCAGGGGCUCGAGCGGCUUGGUUGGAUCGGUAGGGGCACGUGUGCGCCACUCCCCUUCCACGUCACCGGUGGUCAGCCGGCUGUGGGGCAAGGAGUGGUCGUACACGCGAGAGGACUUUGCCUAGAAAGCUAACUUUACCCUAUAUUCGCCCGAAUAAUCCGCCCACAACCGAUGUGGGACUAAAUCCAGCUUGUAACGGGCGGGCGACCGCCGCGGGUUCGAAUCCUCCCAGUGUCAAAAUUCAUAUAUUUUUAACUGAUUAUCGCGACUUUCCUGCAGAUCGCCGGUGAAGGAUUAAGCAACCGGAAUCGCUGGAUCAUCGGCGAAAAUCUCGUCAACGCGAUUCGCGGAGCAUUGCUACUAAAAUUUCUGAACGAUUCGCGAUAAAAGGAUCGCAAUCCAUCGAGUAAAUCAUCUCCGAUUGAUCGACGAACAAGCCGUCGUCGGGAAGAGGACGAUCCGCCGGGAGACCAGUCGCCACCUCCUGAGAGCGUACCAGAUGCGAUGAAGAGCCUCCUCUUGCUGCGCGGACCUGAGGAUGAAGCUCCCUAACACGCGCCUCACCUCCAUCCAGCCCCUCUCCGUCGGGUGACAGCCGCCGGAGAGCCGCAAAGUCGCCGUUUUUCCGCUCCGCCGGGUGACAGCCGCCGGAGACGAUUCGACGACCCACUUCAUUGGUCUCUAGACUUCGCGAGAAGAUCUAGAGAUUACCCACGUCGUCUUUGUCCAAGGAGAGCCUUCGAGGCCGUGGACACUGCACGACGACCCUCCCGAACGCUCAGGAUUCCGGUGCAUCGCCGACGCGUCGCCGUCGCGACGCCGGAACUCUGUUUUCCUGCUUUAUCUAGAGAUUGCCCACGUCGUCUUUGUCCAAGGAGAGCCUUCGAGGCCGUGGACACUGCACGACGACCCUCCCGAACGCUCAGGAUUCCGGUGCAUCGCCGACGCAUCGCCGUCGCGACGCCGGAACUCUGUUUUCCUGCUUUCAAUUUAAUUUACGCUUCAUUUAGUGAUACUUUGUUGAUUUUUAUUUACCAAACUAUACUUCGUUCAACUACGAUUCUUCCGGCUUUUACAGAUCUUAAUUUGAUUAAUUGAGUCGUCUGUAAUCGCCUACGUAAGAAUCGCCGGGCGGAACUGUGUUUCCGCCUGAUUCGCGUUCGCCGGGCGCUGACGUCAUCCUGACGUCCGCACCCUUAUUUCCUUUUUUUUUCGUGAAUUUUAAAUAUAUUUCCUUUUUAUUUCCUAGUAUAAAAUUCGUAAGAAAAUCGUACUCAUUGAGAAAAAUUCUGAAUAAUUACCAGAUAUUAUAUUACAUCCCUGUGAUCGACCUGGAAAAUUACCGCUAUUUUUGGAAUUUUUAUUGAAUUAUAAUUGAUAUAUUUAUUUAGAAAUACUUCUAAAUAUCCGAAAAUUCGUAUUUUCUAGUUUUAUAAAUUUUAUAUUUGCGUGAUUUAACAUACAACGACUGAGUCACGUCAAAUUUUGGCGCCGUUGCCGGGGAUGUAUUGCAUAAUAUUUAGUAUUUUUCUGUUUUUCUCUUAGAGUACACAAAAAAAACUUUACUCUUGUUUUAUUUUCUUUUUGCUGAUUUUUAUUAGAAAAAGGGAACGAAAAGAAGCACGGCAAGGACUGGAGCAUCCUGAAGGAGGGUAACAGUUACUAACUUUUUCCCUCGAAUUUAUUGAUUUUUAUGCAUGGUAG